Molecule: messenger RNA, 1248 nt
Organism: Didymella exigua CBS 183.55
Lineage: Eukaryota; Fungi; Ascomycota; Dothideomycetes; Pleosporales; Didymellaceae
Product: FAD/NAD(P)-binding domain-containing protein
Exons: 4
Coding region: 1-1248 (415 amino acids)
Molecular function (GO): oxidoreductase activity
Source: RefSeq, a predicted model, not a curated record
AUGACUUCACGCGAUGGUUACACAUGGACUCCUGCAUCCGGCCUGACAUCUGGUGUGCCAACCCUCGGUUCCAUCAGCCCUCCGAGUAACGUCUCUAGCUCGGAGAUUUUGUACGACGUCAUUGUUAUCGGCGCUGGAUACUGCGGUCUUACAGCUGCACGCAAUGCUUCAGCCGAAGGAUUGAAGGUCCUCCUACUUGAAGGUCGUGACCAUAUUGGAGGUCGCUCAUGGUCUUCAAAUAUCGACGGCUACCCUUUCGAGAUGGGCGGUACGUGGGUCCAUUGGGGACAAUCGAACACAUGGCGCGAGAUGUUGAGAUACCAGAUGAUGAACGAUGUUGAGAAGUCCUUUGACUUCUCGCACGGCGUCAAUCAUUACGAGCUGAAUAUUGGUCAGCAAGGUAGCACCAUGACUCACGAGAAAGAGGAUGAACUUAUCAUCUCAGCUUUGAACAAGUUUACGAACAUCGAUGGAGCCUAUGGAGGAAACAUUAUCCCUCUGCCAUACGAUACCUUCUAUGUCCCGGCGGCGAAAGAUCUCGACAAGCUCUCCGCCCAGGACCGAAUCAACGAGAUCGAGUCACAACUCUCGCCGCACGAGCGAGCAGUGCUGGAAUCGUUCAUUCUGCUCAGCAGUGGUGCCACACUUACUACUAUGAGCUUCCACGAGUUCAUGCACUGCGCCGGCAAGAAAGCAGCUAUUGCAACAGGUCACGCCAACCAAUGCGUCAAGGUUCACGCCGAGAUAUCUAACAAAGACCUAUGCUCAUGUACAGGCGUCACAUACCCGCACAACGAACUCAUGUACGCAAUCGGUGAUGGCACGACACCUGCAGGCAACACACACGUUGUCUGCUUCGGCGGUAGCAACAAACACAUUGAUCCUGAGGUCAACAUUGACGCGACAAAGCGCGCAGUAACGAACAUGUUCGUGCAACAGGAGAAGGAGCCUAAGAUCGAGAGGCUGGUGUUUCACAACUGGUCGAAGGACGAAUUCGCAAAGGGCGCGUGGUUCUUCCCACCACCUGGGCUGCUCGCCAACCAUCUCGACGACAUGAGAGCGAGACAUGGGAACGUGAUGUUCGCGAACGCAGAUUGGGCACUGGGCUGGAGGAGUUUCAUCGAUGGAGCGAUUGAGGAGGGAACCAGGGCAGCGUUCGAAGUCCAACGACCGCCUAGCGACAUCAAAGGCCAGAUCGCAUUUUGGAUCGGUGCCGAAGCUAAAUUGCCGCGUGUCACCCUGGUAUGA